Molecule: messenger RNA, 3642 nt
Organism: Daphnia pulicaria
Lineage: Eukaryota; Metazoa; Arthropoda; Branchiopoda; Diplostraca; Daphniidae
Gene: Lmpt
Product: prickle planar cell polarity protein 3-B-like
Exons: 11
Coding region: 39-2606 (855 amino acids)
Cellular component (GO): nucleus; Z disc
Molecular function (GO): zinc ion binding; transcription coregulator activity
Source: RefSeq, a predicted model, not a curated record
CGUCGUCCAAUUGUGUGUACAUUCUCGAGUGUCUUGUGAUGAACGAGAAAGACGUCCGGGCCACUGUGGCCCUUUUAGGGGGCAGUAUGGCCACCACGGCCGUGGCCGGACCCCUGACAACUGUGGCGCCAUUGAGGGCAAUCGACCCGGAGCAGGUGAAAAUGAGAAAGGCCAGUCGAUCCAAAACGUUUGCCCGCAAAGACGAAAAGAGAAACAGCGCCCUGGGAUUUCUCAGCCUGUUUGGCCGCAAAACGAGUGAGAAGACGCGGUCGGCCGUUUUCCAUUUGUCGGAUGAUUCGCUGGACGACGACACCAAGUCCAUCACGGCCUCGAAUCCCUACCUGGCCAGCAUCGGGUUGCCUUACCCGAUGCGUCCGCCCGUGUCGAAAUCCUCGUCGUCCAGCUCGCUCCUCCUCACUCCCACCACGCCCAUGAGUCCCUUGGUCCCCUUGGUCUUUUUCUACGCCCUUGAGCUGUCGUGGGCCGAUGAGGUGCACGAGGCGGCCGAAAUGGACGACCAAGUGGCGCCGGCUCGGUACGACGACGACAACGUCGAUUACAACAACGACGAACUUGGCUGCGCCGAGACGGGAUAUUUGACGACGACGCCGUCUUCGCCCGAGAUAUCGCCCCGAAAGUCUUCGCUCUUCCGGCGCCAGGGCAUCCGCCGCAAAGACACUGGUUCCGGCAAAUCGAUUGGCAAAAAUCGGCGCUUCACUCACGCCGGCGUCGUUUCGACUGCCAGCAGCCAAUCUGGAAGCUCACCACCACCGGAUCCGGCCAUUGGAUCGCUGGGCCAGCCGUUGGGAGCCUUGAACAAGAAAGUCUUGCGAGGCAUUUCGGCUCCGGUUACGUCAUCCGCAGCGGAAACCUCGUCCGAUUCCGACGGCGACGAUAACCCUGCAGCGAUUGCAUCCAACGCAGAGGAUGUGGUAGACCAUCACCGAGAAGAAAAUGCGAUUAACAAAACGAUUCCGGCGGCACCUUGCCUCAUCCACCGACACAUGAGCCAGAAGCACUGCGCCAUCUGCAAGUGUCCGCGUGAUGUCCACGACGUCACCCACAAGGAGUCGGUCAACGUCCACGACCGAUUGGGAUUGAACAAGGAGGGAGAAGAGGAGCAUCAGCAUCGCCACCAGCAUCAGCAGCAGCAGCACCCGCAGCUGCCGGCCAGCAGCAGCAGGGUCAUGCCUCUCAACAAGGGUGCCCGGCCGACGUCGUCCGACGUCUAUUCAUGGAUACCCGCCGGACUGACUCCCGAUCAAAUUGACGAUUUUAUGACGAGUUGGCCCAAGGACAAAGUGCCCAAGAGAAACUCACAAGGCGACCGGUGGCGCGAGCACCAGCUGGCGUUCCAGCUGCCCAGGCAGGACUUGGCGUUAGCCUAUUGCCGUUACGUCGAGCCGCAGAAUCACACUUCUUAUCAGGAUUUCGUGGCCGCCCGCAAUGACAUUGCGCUCGACAUCGCCUACGUCAAAGAAACCAGCACUCGUGCCCAGAAGUGUUAUGGUUGUGAAGGCAACAUUCCGGCUGGCACGUUCGGCGUCAUGGCUCCAAAGUUUGGCGAAAACGUGGCCUGGCAUCCGGCCUGCUUCCAGUGCACCACCUGUGCCGAACUGCUGGUCGACUUGACUUACUGCGUCCACGAGGAGCAGCUCUACUGCGAGCGUCACUACGCCGAGCAGCUCAAGCCGCGCUGCUCCGCCUGCGACGAGUUGAUUUUUAGCGGCGAGUACACGAAAGCCAUGUCGAAGGAUUGGCACUUGGGCCACUUUAGCUGCUGGCAAUGCGACGAGUCGCUGACUGGGCAGCGCUACGUUCUGCGCGACGAGCAUCCGUACUGCGUCAAGUGCUACGAGACGGUCUUCGCCAACAACUGCGACGACUGCAACCGCGUCAUCGGCAUCGACUCGAAGGAUUUGUCGUACAAGGAUCGCCAUUGGCACGAAGCCUGCUUCUUGUGCAACAAGUGCCGCCUGUCGCUGGUCGACAAGCAGUUCGGCUCCAAGGCCGACAAGAUUUUCUGCGGCCCGUGCUACGACUCGAUGUACGCCACGCGCUGCGACGGAUGUGGCGAAAUCUUCCGCGCCGGAACCAAGAAGAUGGAAUACAAGAGUCGGCAGUGGCACGAAAAGUGCUUCAGCUGCUUCGUGUGCAAGACUCCGAUUGGCACCAAGUCGUUCAUCCCGCGCGAGCAGGACAUUUACUGCUCCGGAUGCUACGAGGAGAAGUUCGCCACUCGAUGCGUCAAAUGCACCAAGAUCAUCACGACUGGCGGAGUGACUUAUAAGAACGACCCCUGGCAUCGUGAGUGCUUUACCUGCACUCACUGCGACAAGUCUUUGGCCGGCCAGCGAUUCACUUCCAAGGACGAGAAACCUUACUGCGCCGAGUGUUUCGGAGAACUUUUCGCCAAGCGCUGCACCGCUUGCACCAAGCCCAUUACCGGCAUUGGCGGCACGCGAUUCAUCUCUUUCGAGGACCGCCAUUGGCACAAUGAUUGCUUCCAAUGCGCUAGCUGCAACGUGACUCUGGUUGGCAAGGGAUUCAUCACCGAUGGCGCUGAUAUUCUCUGCCCCGAGUGCGCCAAACAGCGCGUUCUUUAAAUGAACAAAAAUUCUUCUUCUUCUUUUCUUCCUUUCAAAUUAUUCUUUCGCAGCAGCAGACCCUGGAAGGCGGGGAGGGGGAAAUUCUAAUAUCGUUUUUUGUUUUUUCACUGGACCGAUGACCAAAAAGGAAAAAAGAAAAAAAGGAAAAUAAUUCGAUCGUAUUAUAAAAUAGCGUUGGUAGGCAAAAGUGUUCAUGUUUGUUUAUUUCUCAAUUUUUGUUGAUUGGUUCGUUAUUUAAACAAUGAGGAAGAAAAAGUGGAGAUAUAUUUACUAAAUGGUGAUGUAAUCCCUCUCUCCCCUGCCGAGGAAUGUGCCAAGCAGAUUUAUUAUUAUUCAUUUAUUUAAUUAUUAUUAUUCCCUUCAUAUAUAUCUCUCUAACUAUUUCUUGCAGAUCGGGGUAGUCUUUCUCUUUGCAACAAGAAGAAUGUAGGCUUGAUUGGAAGCUUUUAUCAAACACACAUACACAAACACACACUCGUUUUCUGUUUUGUUUUAAAAACUAAUCAUUUUUGGUUGUUAUUUUGCCGCCCUCCCUUCGACUGUUGUUACGACACGCGAAGAUUUUUGCUUUUUAUCAAUUUUUUUCUUUCCUGGUUUAUUAUUCUUUUUGUUUUCUAUAUACGUUCUUUCCAGCCAUGAAUAAUCCACAGUUUAUUAUUUGCUCUGCAGUCGGUUGAAUCGUUGUCUUUGACUUGUGCCUUUUUCAACUUUCCCACAACACCCCCCCACCCUCCCUCCACAUCAGAAACAAUCCGCUGGCGUGAAUCCAUUUAUGUUUGGCCUUCCGUGCAGUGUGUUUUCUUUCUGUCUUGGUUAUUUUCCGCCAUUUUCCGACGACAAUAAUCAGCAAUCAAUUGACGAUCAAGUAUUCUGUUUCCCAAUAUGAUAUUCUCUCCUCCUCCGUCAAAUCGCCUCUCCCCUUUCCUUCUUUGUGAGUGUUGCUGCACAUAGACUAAGAAACGUGUUGAUGAUGAAAAUAAUAAUUAUAACAAAGCAAAAAGGAUGUUUAACAAAUACAAAAUAAGGCAAAUUA